AUGAUUGUUUUAGAAGCUGAAGUUCACAAAGAAAAAGCCAAAGCAGCUUCAUCAAAGAAAGAAGCUGAAGUUUCCAAAGAAAAAGCCAAAGCAACUCCUACAAAUGAAGAUGUCGCAGUUAUUAAAGAAAAGGUGAAAUCAGCCCCUGCAAAGAAAGAAGCUGAAGUUCACAAAGAAAAAGCCAAAGCAGCUUCAUCAAAGAAAGAGUCCAAGGAAACUAAGGAACCAGCCAAACCAGAACCUGCAAAAAAAGAAGCUGAAGUUUCCAAAGAAAAAGCCAAACCAACUCCUGCAAAUGAAGAUGUCGCAGUUAUUAAAGAAAAGGUGAAAUCAGCCCCUGCAAAGAAAGAAGCUGAAGUUCACAAAGAAAAAGCCAAAGCAGCUUCAUCAAAGAAAGAGUCCAAGGAAACUAAGGAACCAGCCAAACCAGAACCUGCAAAAAAAGAAGCUGAAGUUUCCAAAGAAAAAGCCAAACCAACUCCUGCAAAUGAAGAUGUCGCAGUUAUUAAAGAAAAGGUGAAAUCAGCCCCUGCAAAGAAAGAAGCUGAAGUUCACAAAGAAAAAGCCAAAGCAGCUUCAUCAAAGAAAGAGUCCAAGGAAACUAAGGAACCAGCCAAACCAGAACCUGCAAAAAAAGAUGCCGAAGCAAAAGAAAAGGGCAAACUAGCUCCAGAAAAGAAAGAUGCUGCAGUUAUUAAAGAAAAGGUCAAAUCAGCCCCUGCAAAGAAAGAUGCUGAUGUUGUUAAAGAAAAGACUAGACCAGUGCCUGCAAAGAAGGUGAAAACUGUAAAAGACAAGGCAAAACCAGCACUAGCCAAGAAAGAGGCUGAAGUUGCCAAAGAAAAGUCCAAACCAGCACCUGCAAAGAAAGUUCCUAAAGAAGAGAAUUUCAAGUCAACACCAGUAAAGAAAGAACUUGUUACACCACUGGGGAAAACACGACCAAACAUUGGAAUCAAAGAACCUGAAGUCAGUCGCAGAAAUCACAGUCACACAAAUGCUUCUCUUACAAAGGAGAGCGUUAAAGUUGUACUUGUGAAGAAAGUUCCUAAAGAAGAGAAUUUCAAGUCAACACCAGUAAAGAAAGAACUUGUUACACCACUGGGGAAAGCACGACCAAACAUUGGAAUCAAAGAACAUGAAGUCAGUCGCAGAAAUCACAGUCACAUAAAUGCUUCUCUUACAAAGGAGAGAGUUAAAGUUGUACUUGUGAAGAAAGAACGUGAGGCUCCCAACCAGAAGGCCAAACCAGUAUCUCAUAAGAAAGCAGAACCUGAAUCUAAGGAAACUAAGGAAACCCCUGCCAGGAAAGAGCCUGAUGCUCCAAAGGAGAAGACCAGACCUGUGAAAAAAGAUACUCCCAAAGAAAAGGCUUCCAAAUCAGUCCCUGUAAUGAAAGCAGAACCUGAAUCUAAGGAAACUAAGGAAACCCCUGCCAGGAAAGAGCCUGAUGCUCCAAAGGAGAAGACCAGACCUGUGAAAAAAGAUACUCCCAAAGAAAAGGCUUCCAAAUCAGUCCCUGUAAUGAAAGCAGAACCUGAAUCUAAGGAAACUAAGGAAACCCCUGCCAGGAAAGAGCCUGAUGCUCCAAAGGAGAAGACCAGACCUGUGAAAAAAGAUACUCCCAAAGAAAAGGCUUCCAAAUCAGUCCCUGUAAUGAAAGCAGAACCUGAAUCUAAGGAAACAAAGGAAACCCCUGCCAGGAAAGAGCCUGAUGCUCCAAAGGAGAAGACCAGACCUGUGAAAAAAGAUACUCCCAAAGAAAAGGCUUCCAAAUCAGUCCCUGUAAUGAAAGAACCUGAAUCUAAGGAAACUAAGGCUACCCCAGCCAGGAAAGAGCCUGAUGCUCCAAAGGAGAAGACCAGACCUGUGAAAAAAGAUACUCCCAAAGAAAAGGCUUCCAAAUCAGUCCCUGUAAUGAAAGCAGAACCUGAAUCUAAGGAAACUAAGGCUACCCCUGCCAGGAAAGAAAAAUCUGUUGCGAAGAAGCCUGCCAAGGAAGAGAAAGCAAAGGCAGAGCCUGUUUUAACAGACCCCUUCGCCACAGAAGAUGAGAUGCCUUACUUCCAGUGCUUUUUUGUGGAUGAAGAUGAGGCCCAGUAUCCCUUCUACCCUUUCUCACCUCUCCAGAUGUGAGAGCCCUGCCCAGUGAAGAGCACAGAGUCUAGAAAGCAAUAGACGAGAUGGGCGACACCUUUAGUGUGGAGUUAAUAAUAAACGAUUAAUAAAACCAAGUCAUGGAAUCCACUACUGCUAUGUUGCAGCCUAGCAUCCUGAGCUGGUCUUCAACAGAAACCUAGGACAGCAAAGCACUUUGAGUGAAUUCGUUGAGCUCUCAUGGAUAGCCAACAUCAUUCCUUUCCAAAUGUGUUCGUGUUAUAUUUUGUUUUUGAUAGCUGGUAUGGCAUGAGUUGAUCUAUAUCAGGACAUCAGUAUUUUGAAUGAAACAAUGCAUACUGUGUUUACAUCAGUUGCUGCAGGUUAUCCUUUUUUAGGGCCAUGCUAAUUUGCUUGAUUCCGCUUUGAUAGUUGUCAGUUUUCUCAAUUGAAUGGCAUAUUUAAACAAAUUGGAAUACAGAUUGUACCGUUGGCUUUCAUACUUUUCAAAUCCUCAAUCCUCAAGCAAUUUAUCUGUCUGUCAUCGCAGUCAGUUGAAUGGGAGCUGCAUAUGGGAGCCGAGCAGUGUUGGUCUAGAAUUUGGGGGAAGAGCUCUGUUGGGCUGGACUACAGACUGCUGCUCUGUUGCUGUGUACUCUGAAUUACGCUUUAUUUACAUGACCAUGGGCUCUAUAUCAUUGCUCUCAUACUAAGACAUCAGUGGGUCGUUCCAUCGCAAAAAGCACAAGAAAGAGGAUUUCGACACCCACCAUCUCAGAUUGUACUGAAAGUGUUUCUGUUAGGGAACAGAUAAGAUUAGCGUUCCUGCAACAAUAUUUUGUUGAAAUAUAAUUUGAUCUCUUAGAAAUUAAGCUAAUUUAUUCCACCCAAAUUGGCCAUUUUAUUCAAUAAAUAUAGACCCUAACCUCCAGGAUAGCUUUUUUUUAAAGAAUUACUCCCCCACGUCAUAUUAAAGGAACAGUUCACCUAAAUUACAAAAUUUGAUUUGGUUUCCUUACCUGUAAGCAGUCUUUGAAAAAAUGUAUUAAACAGUCCAUGUGUUGGUUUUGUUGUCCACUGAUUCAAAUGCAACCUUUUUUGCAUUUGUGACACAACUCCAAUGCAAGUCAAUGGUACCUGUAUUAGCAUUUUCAUGCUUCAUGUCCAAAUCAUUCUGAAGUAUCUCAAGCUGUAAUGUUACAGACAGAUGAUUUAGAUAUGAAGCUUGGAAAUGCUAACAUAGGUACCAUUGACUUGCAUUGGAUUUGUGCCACAAAUGCUAAAAAGUUAGCAUUUCAAACACCGGCCAGAUAAACAAAACCAAAACAUGGGUUGCUGUCAUACCUUGUCCCUAAAUUGCUUACAGGGUAAGCAAACCAAUAUGUAAUUUGGGUGAACAAUCCCUUUAACAAUGAGGGAGGAUUCAGAAAAAAGUAGGAACAGCACCAUCUAGUGGUCAGAACAUUGUAAUAUCAAGAUGUAGGAUGGGACAUUAACCUAACUUAAAUUAUUAAUUUCUCUGAACAGGAAGAAAAAAAACAUAACCAAAUUCACUGAGAAUACAUAACAUAGGAUGAAGAAACAAUACUCUGAGUCACAGCUCCAUACUAUUCGUCAGACAUAGAGAACUAAUAAUGUAUACUCUUUAUUAUGGGGGGAUUGGCAUGGGGUGUGUGGUGUCCGUGGGUGGCUUUUGAUAGUUUCUUUCGAUUCCUCAUGUCUUACUCCUUGUUAGAAAAAAGUUUGGUCCAAAUCGGAUGUUAGGUACUAUAUUUAUUGAAUAUUAUAUGAUUCAUAUAAUAUUCAAUAAUUAUACUACCUAACGUCCGAUUUGGAACAAACUUUUUUCUAAAAAGGAGUGAGACAUGAGGAAUCGAUAAAUUUAAAUGGCCAAUUUGUGUGCAAUCAAUUAGCAUAAUUACUCAGAGAUCAAAUUAUAUUUCAACAAAAUAAUAUUGCAGGAAUAAUAAUCUUAUCUGUUUCUAACUACAGAAAUGAAAUGAUUUCAUACCAUUCUGAGAUGGUGGGUAUCAUGGCCUGCUGAAAUGACAUACAACAACCUCAGUGGAUUUUUACCUUACUUUGUGAGACAUUUUUGUUUUUAAUGUUGCAUUUCUUGCCCUUCUGUAUACUUUCACAAUGGUAACUCACAAUGAGAUAGUACUUCCAUUGUAGCUGAAUAUGUUUCCUCAUUGAUUUUCAGGCUACAUUGCUUUCUUCCAUUUUCUUAUAUUCUUCUUCAUCAGUCUGCGUUUGUUAACUUUGAGGAAGCAUAAAGCUUUUCAUCAAAUUCGUAGGGACCUCAUACUCACAUUAAAAAGAAUGAUGCUGGUGCCUCGAAGUCUGUGAAGUUGUUUUUGUAUUGUAUGUACUAUAUGUCUGGAAAGGAAUAACCAUAACCUAUAUGUCCAUGAGAGCUCCCAGCUCCCAGAUUCCGAUCAACUAGAUAAAACACCCUCUGGCUUUCCCACAGGUGACAAGUGGCAGACUCAGUCAUGGUGUUCUGAAGUCUUAUCAACCAUCUAUACUUCUACAAAAUGCUCCUCAUUUUGAUAAGGGUGCUGAUUCUAAGCAUUCCAUUGUCUGACCUUUCAGAAUGAGGUUGAAGAAUAAUUUUUAAUGGGUAACACUUCAGUUGGAAUGCACUUGUUGCAAUCAAGUGUCUUUGAAAUAUUUCAUUUUGUGUGAUAAUCCAUUUUGAACUAAUUUAAAGUAGGUGUUGUCCAUUUGUAUCAACAUAAGUUAGACAUCAUUUCUUGCACUGGAUUACACCAUCAAGGACCUUAAACUAACUGGAACAUGAGAGGAGAAUACAUAUAUGAAUGAUCAAAAUCAAUGUUUGUAUCCCGUAUCAAUUUAUUGAUAGACCAAAAGGAACAGCUGCAUAGCUCAUGAGUGUCACAGAGUAGUGUCCUUUUGGUAGGGUUUACACAACUGGCAAACUGGUUGAAAUAAGGUGUGGGAAAAAUAAACAUGUCCAGUUUACCAUUAUGUUAUGCGUAUAGUGACUUAUGAAUCAUAUAUAAUCAAGUGAUAUAGUAAUAUGAACAAUAUAUUAUAAUAUUAUUUAUAUAAUUAUGUUAUCAACAAUAGUGGUAAUAAUAAUGCAUGUAUGACAAUUGUAUUUAUUUUUGUGCUAUGUUAUGAACAGAUUUAGAACAUUUCAGAUUGAUUACUUUAUAAUCUCUGAAAGACAAGUUGGGACAGCAGUCAACACAUAAUCCUACUUCUACUUAAGUUAAAUUGUGUCUUGGCUGUUUUUAAUUAAAGUGACAACUUGAAUUUUGACAGUGAAGUACAUGUGUAGCCAAAUAUUGAUACUGUUCCAUCUUUCAGUUUCGGUACCUCUGCACAAAACAUGUGUUUGUUGCAGAAGAAUGUGAUACUUUGGUACAUGAAAUGCCUUUAAAUUCUCAUUUACCCUGUACAAAAUGUUAUUAACACGUAUAUUUUUGUGAAGAGCAAAAGAUAAGACUGAUUGUGAAACAGUGCAUUUAUGCUGAUUCCACUAAUCAUGUUAAUGCUCCUAAUCUUUAUGUUAAAUGUUUUGACUGAACCGACUCCCAAAUGUGAUUUUUACUAGCAAAUACUACCUUAUUUGCUAUUCAAGGGCAUAUGAUUGUAUCUGUUCACUACCAAAGUAGUUAAUUACUACAAUAUUUGCCACAAUACAUUUUGUAGCUAGCAUAGACUGCAAUGGUAGUGUUACUGUAAAAUACAAUUAGUAGAAUAGAUAAUGGUGUCAUCUUGACAGUUAGGUUCUGUACUAUUAUUAGUAGUAACCGCUGUAAGCUUAUAACAUGUGCGGCCAUACAGAGACAGGAUGGUACUCUGAUGACCCACCAACGUUUUGAAGCAUUGUGCAUCAAAUAUUUUAAAGGUU
Molecule: messenger RNA, 5980 nt
Organism: Salvelinus fontinalis (brook trout)
Lineage: Eukaryota; Metazoa; Chordata; Actinopteri; Salmoniformes; Salmonidae
Product: neurofilament heavy polypeptide
Exons: 43
Coding region: 1-2136 (711 amino acids)
Source: RefSeq, a predicted model, not a curated record